UGCACCUGAUCAGCUUACAUUGGAGCUUGGCCGCUAAUGGGUAAUUCAUUCCCGCAGACUUGAUCGAGUUUUGUUCAACUUUUGUCGAAAAUCACAUUGUCGGCCCCAAGAUGCCCAGAGCCUUGAUACUGGUGGCGGAUGGGUCGGAGGAGAUUGAGUUUGUCACGCCUUACGAUGUCUUGACUCGAGCGGGGUUCGAGGUCAAAAGCGCUGGUGUGUCGCUUCAGAACGAGACAUUUGCCCACAUGUCACGUAAUAUCCGUAUUGUGCCCGACUAUCCACAGCUGCUUUCUGUGCCGUCACAGACUGCGCACGAGUACUUUGACGUGCUUGUUCUUCCGGGGGGCGGGCCAGGGUCCAAGGCGUUUUGCGAGAGUGAUGCCGUGCUGGAACUAAUCAACAACUUCGGCAGCGCUGGAAAGUGGGUGGCGGCGAUUUGUGCGGCUACGACUGUGUUGGUGGCUUCGGCGAAGAAGUUUGAGAGCGAGAAGAAGAGAGUUACCAGUCAUCCGAGUGUGGCCGAGGACGUCAAGGUGGCUGGCUGGCAGUACAGUGAAGACAGAUUGGUGGUUGACGGCAAGGUGAUUACGAGUCGAGGGCCUGGUACUGCCAUGCUGUUUGCCCUCACGAUUGUCGAGGUGAUUGGCGGCAAGGAAAAGCGAGACGAGAUUGCCGGGCCAAUGGUGCUUGCUGAGAAGCUGUAGGAUACGUACUUGGAGCGAUAUUGUUGAGUAGCAAUGCAAGUCACCGUGCAACAC
Molecule: messenger RNA, 758 nt
Organism: Exserohilum turcica Et28A
Lineage: Eukaryota; Fungi; Ascomycota; Dothideomycetes; Pleosporales; Pleosporaceae
Exons: 4
Coding region: 111-704 (197 amino acids)
Biological process (GO): protein deglycation, glyoxal removal; guanine deglycation, glyoxal removal
Cellular component (GO): nucleus; cytosol
Molecular function (GO): protein deglycase activity
Source: RefSeq, a predicted model, not a curated record